GUGAGGAAGACGAAGUAGCAGUAGUCUAAGUGACCGGAAGUUGUUUUUUCUGUCGCUAUGACUACAGAUUGCCUCAGUUUUCUGAUCUUUAGAAGAUGGCUACUAGAAUCGGGAGAUCAACAACUGUCGAUCCCAACACUCUGUCGAAGGACAAUGGCCAGACUGCAUUGAAUGAGCUCAUGGAAUCUACAGGAAAAGGGGUAUCAGACAAAGGGGGAAAUGGCCAGGUUUUAAGCUACCCUGAUGGCAAUUUGGCAGUGGACUUGGUCUUGCUUUUUAUCAUGAUAUUUGUGGAGGCAAUCAGACUGUACCUGGGUUCAAAGGGCAAUUUAAGAGAGGAGAAAGUUCCCAUGGGAAUUAGUCUUGCUCUCACAUGUGGAAGUGUUAUGCUUUCUGUUUACUUCUUGGUGUGGCAAACUUAUGUUCUGAGGGCUGAUAUAAUCAUUAAUGCUAUCCUGUUAAUCAUCUAUUGUCUGGAAAGUGUGCUUGACAUAAUAGCAAUUGCUGCUUUUGCCAGUGCUUAUGCAUAGGGGAAUUUUGAACAAAGGCAGUAUGGGUCAAAAAUUUCAUACUAGUGUUUUGGCCAGUUCCAGUAUGAUACAGAUCCAUCUAAGUUAAAUUGAUAUUUUUUACUUAUAAUACUGUAAAUAUUUUCAUAGACAUACAGUAUGUCAGAAUACAGUGUAUAAUUAGUACAGAGGACAUAUCUCAUAAAUACGAAAACUCAGGUUGUCUGCAUUGCAACAGUAUUUGGUUGGUCAGAUCUGUCAUUCAUAUAAUACGUUUAAUUCUCUGUUUCUCUAAAAAAAAAAAAAAAAAGGAAGUAUCAUUUAAUGUAAAGAUGUAUGCACAUUUUUUCUAAUAAAAUCAUGUCAUUGAAUUUUACACUCUAAAA
Molecule: messenger RNA, 895 nt
Organism: Polypterus senegalus (gray bichir)
Lineage: Eukaryota; Metazoa; Chordata; Cladistia; Polypteriformes; Polypteridae
Product: transmembrane protein 80-like
Exons: 7
Coding region: 96-530 (144 amino acids)
Biological process (GO): non-motile cilium assembly
Cellular component (GO): ciliary transition zone
Source: RefSeq, a predicted model, not a curated record